Molecule: messenger RNA, 984 nt
Organism: Pieris macdunnoughi
Lineage: Eukaryota; Metazoa; Arthropoda; Insecta; Lepidoptera; Pieridae
Source: the annotation of a GenBank genome assembly
AUGCAGUGGGCUAUUAUCAAAGUUCUUAGUGCAUAUUUAACGAUGGCAAAUAUCAAUUUUAUUCGUCAUAGGUUUGGCCUUUACGACGAAGUGUGCACCUCGGGGGGAGUUCAGGUCCGACAUUGCAAUUGGGUUCGAUUCUUACGGGUCUCCGAAAAUUAUGGACCUCAGGUGAACCUCGUGUGCACAAAGGUGAAAGGUGAACCUGUCUACGAGGCAGUGAAGCCGGUAUCUCCUCAUACGGAACUAGUGGUCUACUACUUGCCCGAAAGACCAGAAGAACUUUUCUUUGUCAGAAUGAGAAAUAAUUUGUAUCGACAGACGAUGGAUUCAAUUUUAGAAGAUUCACCCUUAGAUCUGUCCACAUCGCUCCUAUCUCGAGUUCUAUUGCCCAUAUCACCGCCAUCGGGACCUGAAGAUGAGCAUAAAUCAGUCUCCGGUGACUCAAUGGCAUCAUCCUCGGCGGGAUCAUCGAACGAAUUGUUGGACAUGACUCCAAAAAUUCAAAGAAGGCCAAUGAAAUCAGAAAGAGCUUUAUUGCCGUGCGAAGUCUGUGGAAAAGCUUUUGACAGACCCUCCUUGUUAAAAAGGCAUAUGAGAACGCAUACCGGUGAAAAACCUCACGUGUGCAUGGUCUGCAACAAAGGCUUUAGUACAUCAAGUAGUUUAAACACCCACCGAAGGAUACAUUCGGGGGAAAAGCCACACCAAUGUCAGCACUGCGGCAAGAGGUUCACAGCCAGCUCCAACCUUUAUUACCACAGAAUGACGCAUAUAAAGGAAAAGCCACAUAAAUGCAGUCUUUGCUCCAAGUCCUUUCCUACGCCGGGCGACCUCAAGUCUCAUAUGUACGUCCACAGCGGGUCCUGGCCGUACAAGUGUCAUAUCUGUUCCAGAGGUUUCUCCAAACAUACAAACCUGAAAAACCACCUUUUCUUGCAUACGGCUAAACAUCAAAGGAACACGGCGAAAGAUGCUACUUGA